Mytilus trossulus (common blue mussel) is the source of this 733-nucleotide messenger RNA. RefSeq lists its product as uncharacterized. The coding region runs from base 70 to 507 and encodes 145 amino acids. NCBI's taxonomy places the organism in Eukaryota, Metazoa, Mollusca, Bivalvia, Mytilida, Mytilidae. Gene Ontology annotation, molecular function: calcium ion binding. The transcript is spliced from 6 exons. The record is from RefSeq and is a predicted model, not a curated record.
CUUAAUGCAUAUGCACAAUUUCUGACAACCAGAUCAUCAUAAGGUGAACACAGUCCAUGGUAGAGAAUCAUGAAUAUAAUUUACCUUACCCUGUUAUUAACCUUUUGGUCUAUCGAAUGUAAACUGUCGAGACAACAGCUAUGGUGGUUUGUUGAUGAAAAUUUUAAAACACUUGACGUAAAUCAUGAUGGUUUAUUAGAGUUAACCGAGUAUGAAAGGGUAAUGAAAGAAGACGAUGGCAAUCAUGACGGAGUAUACACCUGUGCAGAGUAUUCAAAGUUUACAGGAGAACCAAAAAGUAUUAGUUAUGAUAUUUUCAAUCAUCUCGACAGCAAUUCAGAUUGUUCAAUGUCUCAUCAGGAAUGGUCGGCAACUUAUCACCAUAUGGAUAAUUCAGGAGACGGCAUAGUCAGCAGAGUGGAAUUUGAUAAUUUUAUAAUCAAUAUCUUGACACACCUUGGACACGACAUAAUACUUGGAGUUCCUUCCGGAACGGAACCACGAUAAGUGUGAACUCUACGCCAAAAACAAAACCUACCUAUUAUAAAAUAUGCUUUUUUUAUGUUUUAGGAUUAUAUUUCUUUAUCUUUAGAAGAUUAUUAUUUGAAGACUUUGAAUAUUCGAACUGUGAUCUAAUAAAAUGGGAUAAUAAAAUCUGACAAAAAUGCCGCUUUUGUGUUAAGCAGGACUAAACACACAAUAAUGUUAGCAGAUCAUAUCUCGACCUCUUAUG